Anopheles cruzii is the source of this 3207-nucleotide messenger RNA. It is a transcript of the gene oxt, whose product is annotated as xylosyltransferase oxt. Gene Ontology annotation, molecular function: protein xylosyltransferase activity. Gene Ontology annotation, biological process: heparan sulfate proteoglycan biosynthetic process; chondroitin sulfate proteoglycan biosynthetic process. Gene Ontology annotation, cellular component: membrane. Bases 1 to 2793 code for a protein of 930 amino acids. NCBI's taxonomy places the organism in Eukaryota, Metazoa, Arthropoda, Insecta, Diptera, Culicidae. The transcript is spliced from 4 exons. The record is from RefSeq and is a predicted model, not a curated record.
AUGCGGAGGAGCUAUCUGUUCCGGAUGCUCUGGCGCUACAAAGUUUUCUUUCUUAUCGGACUGCUCCUGGUGAGUGCGCAGAUCUUUCUGGCCUACAAACUUCUGCGUUUGCCCGUCUCCGGCAACGAAACGACGGAGGAGCGUGACGUGAGCCGCAAAGUGUACGAAAAGUACGCCAGAAAAGAACCGGUCGCCAAUCAGUCCACGGCGGGCGAUGAUUCCAACAAUAGGCGGACGGAAACACCAAAACUAGCUAGUCAGGCAGCUCAACACCUAAAGCUGGAAGAGCUUUCGUUCGUUCCACCGUGUGAACUGACCCGUAAGGAAACCGUGUCCGCCAUCAACCGUGCAAAGAGUCAAUCGUGCAAGGCCAGAAUCGUUCAGGUGGCAUGUGAAAUACAGGAAGGAACGUUCUAUCCACGGCGGUUGUCAAACUACUGUCCACGCGGCGAUCACUCGCCGAACCGGGCGCUGGGAUGUUUCCGCGACGAAAAAGACUUCCGACUACUGGCCGGGUACUAUUCCACCUUCAAGUCGAACAACUCCCCGGAGAAGUGCAUUCGGCUGUGUCUACAGUCGGGUUAUCCUUUCGCGGGCGUUCAGUAUGGCUACGAAUGUUUCUGCGGUGACGAAGUCCCGAAAGCGGUGGCCAAACUACCCGAUUCUAGCUGCAACAUCAAAUGUCCCGGCGAUCCGAAACAGGCCUGCGGUGGAUAUUUUGCCAUCAACGUCUACGAAACCGGCAUCCGAAAAUUUGCCGCCCAAAGCACGGAAACGAUACCGAAGCGUGAUGAAGGUUCGGUGAGGAUCGCUUUUCUGCUGACACUAAACGGUCGAGCCCUUCGACAGGUGCACCGACUCCUGAAGGCACUCUAUAGUCCAAGGCAUUACUAUUUCAUACAUAUCGAUGCGCGGCAGGAAUAUCUCUUCCGUGAACUCUUGAAGCUAGAGCAGAGCUUCCCGAACGUACGGAUCGCACGCAAACGCUUUUCCACGAUCUGGGGUGGCGCGUCGCUCCUCUCGAUGCUGCUCUCGGCGAUGGAGUACCUGCUGUACGAGUCCGGUUGGCCGUGGGACUUUGUUCUUAAUCUGAGCGAAAGCGACUUCCCGUUGAAGAACAUUGAGCAACUGUCCGCCUUCCUGUCUGCCAAUCGAGGACAGAACUUUGUCCGCAAUCAUGGCCGCGAAGUGCAACGGUUCAUCCAGAAGCAAGGUCUCGACAUGACGUUUGUCGAGUGCGACAAUCGAAUGUGGCGCAUCGGUGAUCGGACGCUUCCGGCUGGCAUUACGAUCGAUGGCGGCAGUGAUUGGGUGUGUUUGUCGCGAGACUUUGCGCACUACGUUACAACGCACGGUGUAGAUCCGGCGCGAGGAGGCGCAGAGCGAGACGACCUGGUGGCCGGAUUGCUGCGUGUGUUCGAGUACACGAUCCUGCCAGCGGAAUCGUUCUUUCACACUGCGCUGCGCAAUUCACGAUAUUGCCACACGUACACCAACAACAAUCUGCACAUGACCAACUGGAAGCGUCAGCUGGGGUGUAAGUGCCAGUAUCGACACAUUGUCGACUGGUGUGGAUGCAGUCCGAACAACUUCAAAGGCGAAGACUGGGACCGGUUGCACGGUAGCCAGCAGAAGAAGUUAUUUUUCGCCCGCAAGUUCGAGGCGAUGGUUAAUCAAGCGAUCGUCCUACAGCUCGAAGAGUGGAUCUUCGGACCGUACUCGGCGGAUUACGUCAAUCUGCAUGCCUACUGGCAAAACGUGUACCAUCACGAGGACAGCCCCAGAACACCGACGGACGGAGCGUUGCUGAACGUAGCGCACUCGUUGCUCCGGCUCAAUGGUCGCUCGAACGGGGGACAAUUCUACGAACCGUACCGGAUACGAGAGAUAACGCACUACCUCGAGCGUGACACAUACCGUGGGUUCCUUAUCCGCCACGAAGCCAUCGGAAACGACGGGGCUUCGCUCGAACUCGAAACGUGGGCAGUACCGAUCGUCACGGCGAAAGUAACCCGCACGACGCCUCUCGCCCGUCGGUUACUACAGCUCGAUGUGAGCACAGAUUACGACGAGAAGGAACAACUUUCACGCAAUUUUCAGCGCGUCAUCGGAAGCACCUCCGAGCCGGUCGUUAUCUUCCGCCUUGCUCAGCCACCCGAUGUGACGGACCGCGUGAAGGAACACGCGGUUAAUCAUUCGCUAGCAAUCGAAUGGAUCGAUCCGUUCGGAAAGGUGCUGUGCGUGAGUCAUUUUACCAUCGAAGAUAAUCCUGCCGGAGCGCCGCACACAUUCAACCACUUUCUGAAGGGCAGUAAACUGCGCCAACCGUUGCAAGUCGGUGUGUGGAGUGUGCGGCUGUUGCAGGGCAAAACAUUACUCGGGGUGACCCGGUUUUUGGUUACCGAUGUAACGUACUGGGACAAUGAAACUGGCUCCCGGAAGCAGCACACACACCGCAGACAGUUGUUGCCACUGGACGGCGGUCACCAACGGCGAACGUCGCUGGCAACGAGCCGUAUUCGAACCAAAGAUGUGAAGGAACGAUCGCCGCGGGCACCAGGUCACCAUCAUUCGGGUGAUGAUGAUACUAGUAACGAUGAUUGGACCGAACAACAACAAGAGCUGGAUCGGCUGGUUCCCCAAUUCUUCGCGCUCCGGGAAACCUGUGCCGUCGUCGGCGGUAAAAGCUCCGGUUAUGGAGGAAAGUUUGAGCAUUGUAAAGCCACGGGCUGGAGCAGCCUAGCGGCAGAUCCAAAGAGUGAUAUCUACGUCGAAUCCGUGGUCUCAAAGUAGCACUCGGAAGAAGUGGAGUUUAGAAUUAGAUUAGGCUAGCAAUACAAUUUGUAGUGCCAUUGUUUUGUUGUUAUUGUUACCCGCGCUCCUUCCCGCGCUGUCGUACCCAUUUAUCGAACCCAUUCAUCGUACAGCACGCAUUAGCCCAGGAUCAUAUCCCUGUUUAUUCUGACGACGCGAUUUGCACUCCAAUCUUCAACGUAUAAACGUGAGGCACGUGUUCAGCAGCUCCAAUCUGCCAGCGGAAGUAUCCGCAAACAUUGCACCAUCUGUGUUUUUUUACUCGAACGCCCCAGAGAAGCAUGUGUAUGUAGCGUGUUAGUAUUUUAUGCUUGAAGGCAGCUAUCGAUUGCUUUAUAGGAAUCAACAUAUUCAAGUGUUUGCGCGUGCAGCAAAACGAUAAUAAAAUGAAUC